Populus nigra (black poplar) is the source of this 1355-nucleotide messenger RNA. RefSeq names its product nudix hydrolase 9. The record is from RefSeq and is a predicted model, not a curated record. NCBI's taxonomy places the organism in Eukaryota, Viridiplantae, Streptophyta, Magnoliopsida, Malpighiales, Salicaceae. Gene Ontology annotation, molecular function: GDP-mannose hydrolase activity. The coding region runs from base 157 to 1038 and encodes 293 amino acids. The transcript has 9 exons.
UACCCAACAUAGUGCGAUCACACUGACUAAUGUAAUCCCUUCAUCCAAUCCGUAGGACUUUUCGGAAAAUGAUUUCCAGGAGACUAUUCUAGACAAGAGCCUGUAUUAGAUCGGACACCUUCAUCAAACAGUUGGCGUGCGUGGGACGACAAUUAAAUGGAGAAAACAAACUACAAACUUGUGCUCUCAUGCCCCUCUGGUCUCUCGCCUUCUCAGGUAUCUGUGGUUUUUGAUCCAUCUUACGAUAGAAUCGCCCAUCCUGACAUUGAAUUAGAAAACUCCAUUUCUGAGAUAUGGGAUCAGAGGGUACAGAAGAAUGCAUCUUUGUUCAAUGGGAAAAAGUUCCGGUAUGGAGGGUAUACACUGUGCAACAGAGGUGGAUCACAACAAGAUUUUCAUGUGUGUCUCCACCUUGGUUUGACAGAUUAUAGGACUUUUGUGGGAACAAACUUAAAUCCUCUUUGGGAAAAGUUCCUUGUUCCAUCAGAAGAUGACCUUAUGCAGUGUCAACACACCUCAAGUCCACUGGGUAAUGGUGCAAUUUUAGAGACAUCUGACAAGAAAAUAGUUGUGUUACAAAGAAGUUACAAUGUAGGGGAAUUUCCUGGACACGUUGUUUUCCCUGGAGGCCAUCCAGAGCCUGAAGAAGUUGGAGCAGCAUCUCAUCAGAUGGGUGAACACUUAACAAACUCAGAACACAAUAACACCAAGGUCUCUCAAGAAAUGUUCGAUAGUAUAAUUCGUGAAGUAGUUGAAGAAAUUGGAGUACCUGUGACCUCUCUUUGCAAUCCACUAUUUAUUGGUAUAUCCCGCAGGGUGUUAAACGUCAGACCAGCUGCUUUUUUCUUCAUCAAAUGUAACAUCGAGUCAAAAGAAAUUCAACGACUGUAUGCUGGGGCACAAGAUGGUUAUGAAUCAACCCAACUUUACACAGUUUCAUUGAUUGAAUUAGAAAACAUGGCAUCUAAAAUGCCUGGCUGCCAUCAAGGUGGAUUUGCUCUCUAUAAGCUGAUGUUGGAAGCUAUGAAGAAUUUCUGAUGGUUCUUCACUGCCGAACAAUGGAAUUCGUCAGCUCUUAGCCCCUCAAUAAUACUUAGCAACAGGAUUUUGACUCUCAUAAACUUGGUGUCGACAUUCCAGUUAACACUAUAACAGGAAGGCAUUUCGCUUGAUUCUGUUCUUGCAUACAUGGAUGCGACAAUGCAUGUAUCUAUAUUUGCUAUUUAAAGCUGUAGCAUGUGUAUAAAUGCCAGUUCUGUUUACAUGUGAGAGGUUAAACUUUAUUUUCCUCGCGUCAAUGUCGUUAAACAGUGUCAGUUGAAUAAGCUGGUGUUAUAUCACCUGGAAUUCUUUGA